Molecule: messenger RNA, 919 nt
Organism: Meloidogyne enterolobii
Lineage: Eukaryota; Metazoa; Nematoda; Chromadorea; Rhabditida; Meloidogynidae
Source: the annotation of a GenBank genome assembly
UUUUUUAAUUCAGCUAAUUAUGGAAAAAUCCCUUUCACCUAAUAUUGCAACAGCACAAUCUUCGUCUCUAAUUAGAGAUGAAAAAGACAAAGAAAAAGGUGUUGAACAAAUUUGUCAAUGGAUUUUAGAAUUGGGAGAUCAUGAUAAACGAGAGAAUGCUUUGCUACAAAUUAGCAAAUGUCGGGAGUCAAUAGAAGAUCUAGCUGUUUGGCUUUGGUAUUCAUAUGGGACUGUGAGUGUUCUACUACAAGAAAUCAUCAGCAUAUAUCCAUACAUUCUACCACCAACACUUACAGCAGCUCAGUCGAAUCGGGUGUGCAAUGCUCUGGCUCUAAUGCAGUGUAUCGCAUCACAUCGUGAUACGCGAAAACAAUUUUUGGAAGCUAAAAUUCCAUUAUACCUCUAUCCAUUUUUGCACACAACCAAUGAUUCUCGUCCAUUCGAAUAUCUCAGAUUAACAUCUCUUGGAGUUCUUGGAGCGCUUGUAAAGACCGAUGAAAAAGACGUUGUCAAAUUUUUACUUUCUACUGAAAUAAUUCCAUUAUGUUUGAGAAUUAUGGAACAAGGGACAGAAUUAUCACGAACUGUCGCUACGUUUAUCUUGCAGAAAGUCCUUUUGGAUGACAUUGGUCUCGCCUAUGUUUGCCAGACAUAUGAACGGUUUUCUCAUGUAGCUAUGGUUUUGGGCAAGAUGGUGCUUCAACUUUCUAAAGAACCUUCGAGUCGGCUUCUGAAGCAUUUGAUUCGUUGCUAUCAUCGUCUGUCUGAGAACGCUCGUGCCUUGCAAGCAUUAACACAAUGCCUGCCUGACCAGCUUAAAGACGAAACAUUCAAGACUUUGUUAGACCAAGACCGGCCUACUAAACACUGGUGGAAAAUGUUAAUGAAGAAUUUGAAUAUUCCAGUAGAAGAAAAAUAG